Messenger RNA from Caretta caretta (loggerhead turtle), 2883 nucleotides. RefSeq names its product perilipin-2-like. Gene Ontology annotation, cellular component: cytosol; lipid droplet. NCBI's taxonomy places the organism in Eukaryota, Metazoa, Chordata, Testudines, Cheloniidae. Gene Ontology annotation, biological process: positive regulation of triglyceride storage; lipid storage. The record is from RefSeq and is a predicted model, not a curated record.
CCCACUGGUUGGUUUCUAGGGAGAAGAGCAGCCUCUUCAGACCGCAGGACAGCUGAUUCCAGCAUUCUCCAUUCCCCCCUCCUUGCUGAGCAGGAAGCAUGGCUUUAAAGAAUGGCAACACCUUGGCACGCCUAGGCAGUAUCCCUCUGUUCAGCUCGGCUUAUCAGAUCGCUGUGUUCACCUACGCGGACAUAAAGGGUGCCCACCCCGUGGUGGGUUUCUUUUGUGGCAUGGCAGAGCGCAGCGUGAGCACCGUGGUGGGGGUGGCCGUGAUGGCAACCACUCCGGUCAUGCAGAGGCUGGAGGUGCCACUAGCUGCGGUUAAUAGCUUCACACUGAGAGGCGUGGAUGAGCUGGAGGCAAGAUUCCCCAUUCUGGAUCAGGCAGCAGACGAGGUCCUUGGGAAUUUGCGAGACAGCCUGGCUGCUGGCGUGGAGCAGCUGCAGUCCAGCACCGCCGAGCGAGUGGGCCGGCUGACGGAGAGGGCCAGCGGGGUGGUGGAGGACGUGAUGGGCAUUGUGGCCUUGGGGGUGAACAUCGUCCUGAAUGCCAGCAUCAUCAGCCAAGUGCUGGAGCCUGGGGCCAAGGCAGCUCUGAGCCGCAUGGAGCAGAUUGCGAACCGCUAUCUCCCUGCCACAGAGGAAGAAAUGAGAAGGCAGGAGCCAAGCCUUACAGGCAUGAAGCAGAGACCGGAAAGCGAGCGGACCCUCGCAGGGCGGCUGCAGCUUGUGAUUGCUACCUCGGCCAGGCGAGCAAACCAGAGAGCGUGGUCGUAUGCAGAAAGAUUAUGGAGUUUGAUGCGCCGGGCCCUGAACCAGCUACUGGAGUUUGCUGUGACGCUGAGACGUCGACUCUACCGCGCUCUGGUUGCUGUGACCGAGACGGGUGACUCAGACCCAAGCCCCCAGCCUGGCUUCCCCCGGGACCCCAUCCCCAUCCGGCUCGUCCAGAGGAGGCGAUCCAGCUUAGGACGCACAAGCAGUAAGGCCUCUAGCGACAAGCACAGCAUCCAGGAUGGGAGCGGUCACAGGUCCACCCCAUCGCCUGCCCGGAGAGGUCUCCCCGCCGCCCUGAAUCGGGAUCCCCCUGCCAAGAAGACUCAAUCUCCACCCUCUGUGGCCAGCCGGCUCUGGGAGGGCGGGGACCUCUCCUCCUUGGGCAAAGAGAUGUGAGCAUGCAGCCAGGACAUUCCCCCCACCCCUUCUCUGCCAUAACCGCUGGGAGCUGGGCGGGAAGUGGGAUUUGCGUCCCGCGGGGCAUUCCGGGAUUUCGAAAUUUUGUUUUCUCCCAGAUCUGGGCAAAAAGUCGAAAUCUCGGAAUCUUUCGCAAAACAAAAUAAUAUGAAAUCAUGCGUGAAGACCUUAUCGAAAUUGUUUCAUUUCGACUUUAUCAUUUCACCUAUUACAGAGGGAGGCAGAGUGGCCUAGUGGCUAGCGCACUGACCUGGGACUCAGAAGACCUGGGCUCUAUUCCGAGCUCUGCCAGUGGCCUGCUGGGAGACUUCCCUUUCCGUGCCUCAGUUUCCCCAUCUAUAAUAUGGGGGAAAUGAAGCACUUAGAGGUCUAUGGAUGAAACUUGCUAUAUAAGUGCUAGGUUAAUAGUAUAUUUAUUAGAUUAUAAAGUCAAAAUGAUAAAGGUGAAAUGAAACAUCUUGAUAAUUUCAACAAAAUUGUUACCUUCCCGCAAGACAUUUUGAUUUUUAUUGAAUCAAAUUUUACCCAAGGGAAAAACAUUCUGUUGGGAAAUUUGUAGCUGGUUCUAGGCUGGGAAGCUUUAGGCCAGGAAUAGAAUUGGGGUGGGGGGCUGAGCAGAACCAGUUAAUAUCCUGCAGCAGGGGGCUCUGUAAGUUAACCUGAAACAUCAUUCUGCAACAGGAAGUUCCACAGAAUAGCCUCAGAUAUCAUGCUGCAGCAGGGAGUUCCCCAGGAUAACCUCAGUUAAUAUCCCACAGCUGGGAGUUCUGCAGGUUAAUCCCCCUAACAUGCCCAGUGGUAAACAUGCCGACAGCCACCCCCUGUGGAAGGCAUCUUAUCCAGUGACCAGCACGCCAGCCCAAUCCCAUUGCUGGCAGCUGCCAAGCCUUUCCUCCCCUAUUAACUGACACCCCAUCCCACAUCUUCCCCAACUACCACAGCUAUGCUUCCAAAGGACCCCUGUCUCCCAAGGGCAGUAACGGUCCCCAGAGCUGAGCGGCGCUUACUGAACACAGUCUAAGGUCUCAUGCAUUUCCAGCUCUUCCAAGCAGUUUGCUCUGACGUAGAGGAGAUGGUCCAGGGCUAAAUCUCACAUGCAAAACACCCCCAAUGCAGUGGAAGUGCCGGGGUUACCAAAUAGCUGGCAUAUAUCAGCUUUAGCACCCAGUCCUGCCAGCUGCAGAGCGCCCUUCGCUCCCUCUGGCUUCAAACGCGCAGGAGCAGUGUGCAAAAGGGGGCCCUCGAUUUUGUAUCCUGUCCUUCCAUGCGAGUGUACCCUAAGUGGCUUUAUGGCAUUAGGAAGCUAAAUCAUAUAGAGUAGAGAGGGCCUGGAUCUUCCGGAAGCACGGGCUGGGGAGGAGAGAUGCAGGACGGCUGCCCCAGGGGAGUGAAGCUGCACUGGAGAAGGCUCUUGUGCCAAGAAAAGCUGGCCUGCAUGUAAGGGGAGAGAGAGGAGGGUGGAGUUAGACAAGCCAGGGAGAGAGAAGAGAUGGCAUUAUAGGGAGGUGGUCCUAGUGGCAGCUGCUGCAUGGGAACCCUUUGUGGCUCUCGCACGACUGAGUCGUCACCUCCAAAGACACUGCAGCAGGACAGGCUCCCUCGAUCCAGCGCCCUCGUGAACGAGCUUCGGUCAGUUUUGCUCCAAGGCUAGGUUCCUCUCCCUCUGGCGUUUCCCUUCCUGUGCUUGUGU